Messenger RNA from Rattus norvegicus (Norway rat), 1710 nucleotides. RefSeq names its product Cd53 molecule (gene Cd53). The record is from RefSeq and is marked validated. Lineage: Eukaryota; Metazoa; Chordata; Mammalia; Rodentia; Muridae. The transcript is spliced from 8 exons. The coding region runs from base 148 to 807 and encodes 219 amino acids. Gene Ontology annotation, cellular component: membrane; plasma membrane; anchoring junction.
GUAUUUUUUCUCUCUUCACUUCUCCUUUUACACAAAUAGACAUAGACUUCUGGGUUACCAGACUGUGCUCGCCACUUUAAAGAUAAUAAGCAAAUUCUACCUGAAGUACUGAGGGACACUGCCUUCUAAAGGGCAUACUAUCCCAGCAUGGGCAUGAGCAGCCUGAAAUUGCUGAAAUAUGUUCUGUUUUUCUUUAACUUUCUUUUUUGGGUCUGUGGCUGUUGCAUUUUGGGCUUUGGGAUCCACCUCCUGGUCCAGAAUACCUAUGGAAUACUCUUCCGUAAUCUCCCCUUCCUGACACUUGGCAAUGUUCUGGUCAUUGUGGGCUCCAUUAUCAUGGUAGUUGCCUUCUUGGGCUGCAUGGGAUCAAUCAAGGAGAAUAAGUGCCUGCUUAUGUCGUUCUUUGUUCUGCUGCUGCUUAUUCUCCUUGCUGAGGUGACCUUAGCCAUCCUGCUCUUUGUGUAUGAAAAAAAGAUCAACACGUUAGUGGCAGAGGGCCUGAAUGACAGCAUCCAACAUUAUCACUCUGACAACAGCACCAGGAUGGCAUGGGACUUCAUCCAGUCACAACUGCAGUGUUGUGGUGUAAAUGGCUCAAGUGAUUGGAUCAGUGGUCCACCAUCUUCCUGCCCAUCAGGUGCAGAUGUUCAGGGUUGUUAUAAAAAAGGGCAGGCGUGGUUUCACUCCAAUUUCUUGUAUAUUGGAAUUGUUACCAUCUGCGUAUGUGUGAUACAGGUGCUGGGGAUGUCCUUUGCUCUGACACUGAACUGCCAGAUUGACAAAACCAGCCAGGCUUUAGGGCUGUGAUUUACACCUACCUUCUGCUUAAGUGAUUUAUUUCUCUCUAGAAAGUCAAAGCACCCAUUCCAUAAGGAGUUAAACAAUUACGUGCCUCACUGGCAUUUUGACUUUCUCUUAUUCCUUCUUUGACUGGACCUCUGUCUUAUACACAUCCAGGGAAGAGAACAUUUGUCAUGGACUUCCCACAUCAAGCAGAAGACAAACAUUAACCAACUGAUAGCAGUAACCAUAUCCCUUAAAGAUGAUGAAACAUACCUGGGUAAUUUUUUAAAAGAGACACUGUAGCACUGUAAUUUGAUAUCCACUGCUAGCUGCAGGUGUGGAUAUAUCUCAGAAUACUGGCCUACCACAUGUAAUCCAUUGAGUUUAGCCCCAAAUCCAAUAAAAAGAGGUCCAAGUUUAAAUGUUAGACUCUUAACAAUUGUAAAAUCAAUCUCUACCUUCUAAAUCUUGCUGCUGUCACUCUACAAAGUCACAUAGGAGACAAGCUGAAGGAAAAUUUGGAGUCCCAUUCAUUAGAUAAUUGACAUGUCCAGUUCCCUUUUGAACACAGUCCUUGGGAAUAGGAAUCAUACAGAGAUCUUUUAUCACUGGAAAAACAUUCUGAUUUCUUUGUUAAAAUGUAUUAUUGAUUUUGUUACAUCAUCCACACAUCCAUCCAUCCAUCCAUCCAUCCAUCCAUCCAUCCAUCCAUCCAUAAAAGACUAAUUAUUCUCAUCCUACCAUCAGCCAGUUUGCAGCUUUGAAUUACAUUGCCAAAGAACAACUCAGAAGAAUUAAUAUCUCCAGUGUGUUAGCUGAUAAUCAUAUCCAUGUUGAUGUUGUUGUUAUUUCUCUAUUAAAUAAGGUUCUGUUAAUGUACCAUUUUAACCUGUCAAUAAACAAAAGUUUAUAUCACUAUUCAUCAAA